AUGCUCUGUGGUGGAGACCGUGAGAAGGGGGAUGUAGCGAUGGAGGAGAAAUGGGACUACGUGAACUUGGACGACUUUAAAUCCGAGUCUUGCUUGACACCCUUCUCAUAUUUCUUCUUAUGGGUGUUCUUGUUUAUCUCAAUUGCAGUCUAUGGCGUUGAUACAUUCACUGCAAUCAACUUGCUGGCUUUCUCUCGAUGGUCUGGCCGAGUCGAACCCGCUAUUCCCUUCAACAUCUCCCGCUGGAUCUUCGCCGCCUGUAUUAUUGCCUCAUUCGUUAUUUUGGUCUACCGAUGGAUACAUGCUAUCGGUGCCAUUCGCUCGGGUAGUAUUACUCGCAGUUUUCUGGACCCGCUGGCUGUGCGCAUUCAGAGUAUUCGCUUCGGCCAGCGGGGUCGUGGAUACAGGCGAUUCCUUGUCUUUGCUGAAUUAACCAAAGACAGGAAAGCAGCAGAAUAUGUUGCUCUUUAUGCAUAUUUCUCUUUCCAGUCGUGGAUGAUCACGAUCUUCGCAGAUGGCCCGCGCCAAGUUAUCAAUGCCAUCACUCUCUAUUCAGUCAUGCAAAUGGACCUCAUUCCCGGAGGAGCGAAUGCAGCCCACGACGAUGGAAGUUCCUCAGUUGCUCAAUUUUUCAACAACGUGAAGAUUUUGGCCGAGGAAAACACCCUUCAAGCUGUGGUCUUGUUUGGUAUGCUUUUCACCCUGAUCGUUUGGGUCCUAUCGGUUCUCAGGUUGAUCUCGGCGAUCGCACUUUAUUUAAUCUUUCUCUUCCACCACAUCCCAGCGGAAGACGGUACUCUUUCAAGGUACUGCCUCCGAAAGGUUGGUCAACGUCUGAAGCGCAUCGUGCACCGCAAGAACAACAAGGCACUGGCAAAGGGGCUCAAAUUGCAGAACCGAGCACCCACUAAGCCAAUGCUGGACACAGAUUCGAACCCGACUCUGCCGUCUCUCGCCGGAGAUAAGGUCCCCGCAGUGCCUUCGUUGUCGCGAAGUACCACACAGACUACUCUGCCGCCUUACUCGCAAUCGACCUCGACAGCGCCGGCGCAAAACCCGACACUACCGAAUCUAGAUUUCGAUGCCAAACCAAAACUGGCUCGAACCGGAACUUCGUCUUCAGCAAUGUCCGAGUCCGCUUCACUGACAGGCAAUGCAGCUGGAAUGGGAUAUACUCCUCUUGAUGGCCAGAAUCCGACGCUUCCGACACUUCCCCCGGUCCCUCCCCUACCGGCUACCGUUCCAUCACGGAUGGCCACCCCUCACUCUCGAGCGGCUCCUGCACCAUAUGGCAAUGGUGAUCGUAAUACUCCGGGCCCUGGAUAUCGCAACCUGACUGAUAACUCUGAUUCUCAGCCAUAUCAGAGCCACACCCCAGCACCUGAUUAUUCUUCGGCUGACAUGCAUGCUUCCGAUGAUUACGAUGAUUUCAACCGUGACCACGCGCCUGCGCACUACGACCCCUACGGUCCUCCGAGGGGUACAUACGGCGGAGAGGACGAAUACGGAGCAGGAUACGAAACUCCGGAUGGCCGGAGAGGGGCGCCUCGCGCGCAGCAAGAUUACUACCCACAGGAUCCAUAUUCAACAAGAUCCUACACGCCGGCUAGCACUGGUGGGACGCCUGCUCCUUAUCGGACCAACACCCCAGCAAACACCGGUGGCACUCCUGCUCCCUAUCAAUACAACAAUCCGGCGAGCACUGAUGGGACGCCUGCUCCUUAUCGAAACUACACUCCGGCAAGCACUGGUGGCACUCCUGCUCCCUAUCAAUACAACAAUCCGGCGAGCACUGAUGGGACGCCUGCUCCUUAUCGAAACUACACUCCGGCAAGCACUGGUGGCACUCCUGCUCCCUAUCAAUACAACAAUCCGGCGAGCACUGAUGGGACGCCUGCUCCCUAUCGGACCUACACUCCGGCAAACACCGGUGGCACUCCUGCUCCCUAUCAAUACAACAACCCGGCAGGUACUGGCGAGACUCCUGCUCCAUAUCGGACCAACGCCCCUGCAAGCUACCAACCCACAACUCCCCCACAAGCAGCCGCAUAUGGACAGCCUCCACCAAGGACGUACACUCCAGCGAACUCAGCAACUCCUGCCCCUCAAAAUGGUGGCUAUGCAGCUUUCAACCCAUCAAUGGCCCAUAACACACCCCAGCCUCGAUCCCAAGGGCCUCCCGAUCCGUCCAGCUAUACGCGAGCAAACACCGCUUCCCCCUCGGUCAUGCAUCGCGCUCCACCAGGGCACACAUUCAAUCGCGCAAAUACUCACCAGUAUUAA
Molecule: messenger RNA, 2283 nt
Organism: Penicillium expansum
Lineage: Eukaryota; Fungi; Ascomycota; Eurotiomycetes; Eurotiales; Aspergillaceae
Exons: 3
Coding region: 1-2283 (760 amino acids)
Biological process (GO): potassium ion transmembrane transport
Cellular component (GO): plasma membrane
Molecular function (GO): potassium ion transmembrane transporter activity
Source: RefSeq, a predicted model, not a curated record